Leptomonas pyrrhocoris is the source of this 537-nucleotide messenger RNA. RefSeq lists its product as hypothetical. NCBI's taxonomy places the organism in Eukaryota, Euglenozoa, Kinetoplastea, Trypanosomatida, Trypanosomatidae. The transcript has a single exon. Bases 1 to 537 code for a protein of 178 amino acids. The record is from RefSeq and is a predicted model, not a curated record.
AUGCUGGCAUCCCGCAAAGCGGCGCUUUGUCCCUCGGGAACGACUCUUUUCCUGCAAGCGAUGCCGAUCGCCCAACCUGGGGGGUGGACCCCACAAGAGGGUCCCGCCUAUUUGUUUCCCCCGAGUCCGCUACCUCACGCAGAUCCGUCAGUACAGGCAUGUCCCAGCAUUCGCGCGGACGUAGAAGGAGCAGCGGAGGUCGCGAUGAUGAUGUGGGAACCCUCGACAUGGGCGAUGCACAAAUCCGUCGUGCGGCGGUACCUCGAGUACCUGCAGCACCAUCAGGCCCCCGCGACACCAAGCACCGUAGCUGCCUUCCUGUAUACGCUGGACAUCAGCCCUUCCAGCGCACUACAGUACUACGGUAUUCUGCACCGGUUCCUGACGAAACCGCUCGACCUUGGCCAGAUGUUUGCCAAGGCGCUCCGCAAAAUGAAGGCCAUGACCCCCAUCCACCAGGCGACGCCGAUGACGUUCGAGCACUACCAAGAGAUUCUCCAGGCGAUUCCCAACGAGCGGGAUGCCGUGAUGUUUUGA